Medioppia subpectinata is the source of this 807-nucleotide messenger RNA. NCBI's taxonomy places the organism in Eukaryota, Metazoa, Arthropoda, Arachnida, Sarcoptiformes, Oppiidae. The record is from the annotation of a GenBank genome assembly.
AUGAAGAAAAGAUUAUGUCACUCAAAAAGAGAGAUGGAAAUGAUAGCCAAAUACAGUCAGAUAACAGGCAAUGGAAACACUAAUACUCAGGUAUCGACUGACAGUCCGGCGACGACUGCAAUGUGUUUACACCAAAAGGACGGCACCGAUAAUAGCACCGACAAUCAGAUGCCGGCUUACAUACGGGGCCUUAUAUUUACAUUCAAUGAUACGGAAAGGCAUCGAUUGAAGCAAUUGUUUUACUCGACCACUUGGUUAAGAGAUCCGGUCGUGAAUCUAGUGGUGGAGCCGUCAACAGAACCCGAAGUAUUACGAGUGCUUCAAAUACGGACAGAAAUGCAUUGCAGGCGUAUUAUUAAGAUGUCUAAAACAAUCACUGAAUUCAGAGAGCUGUGCGAAAGUGACAAAAUUACCUUGUUGAAAUCUGGUUCGCAAGAGAUUAUAACCUUAGUAAAUAUUUUGUCGUUUAAUUUCGAGGGCGAAUUCUGGACCGUUUACACUGGCUCGGAAUGUGCAUCUAUUUUACAUCUAGGUAUAUUGAAGUAUGGCGUUAGGAAUCUCUAUGAUGUUCACAAGUGUUUUAUGUGGAAACUUAACCAAGAGUAUAAUAAAGACAUCAAUAUUAUGGAUUUGUUAACAGCAAUUGUAUUAUUUAAUCACAAUCGGCCUAAUCUGAGACAAAAGGACUUAAUUAAACUUCAAAGGCAGACAUUUGUGUAUUUACUUCAACGAGUUAAAACACAACUCGAAAACAGAGGCAGAGAUACGGUUCACAAGAUUAAUGAAUUGUCUGCAAGACUUGAAUAA